UCAAGACUUUCUAAAAGACUGUCAGUUCUUACAAAAGAGAGGGAUCCUUGAAAGAAAAAGAGAGACCUCACAUGCCUCCUCCUUCGUAGUUCGUAGAUCUGCCACCUCUUUCUCUUCCUCUUUAUCUGUCUCCCCUGUUUUCCAACUCCACUCUCUCUGCAUUUGCUUCUCAACCCGAUCUCUUUGGACUCCGUUUCCGUCUCGAACUGGACUCACAAACCAGCACCAUUACCCACCUAUGCACUCACACUGACUGACCGUGACUCUGUAUAUUAUAUUAUAAAUUUCGGUCGCAUUGGUGAUGUGCCGGCGAGUUUGGCCGGAAUCCCGUUGAGUGACUGGAUUUUCCAGUGGAGAAAAUGUUCAGGUCGGCGAGAUGGAGGGGCGAGAAGAACAAGAUCAAAACUGUCUUCAAGUUGCAGUUUCAUGCAACUCAGCUGCCGCAACUGAAUGUGAAUGCAUUGGUUGUAUCUGUGGUUCCUGGAGAUGCGGGGAAGCCAACAGUGAGUUUAGAGAAGGGUAUACUCAGACAAGGAAGUUGUCGAUGGGACUAUCCGGUUCACGAAACAGUGAAAUACAUUCGUGAUGUGAAAACAGGGAAGAUCAAUGAGAGAAUAUACCAUUUUGUGGUCUCCACUGGAUCGUCAAAAAAUAGUCUGGUAGGGGAGGUUUCAAUAGAUUUUGCUGAUUAUGCAGAGGCGACUAAAGCUUCCACAGUUUCUCUUCCUUUCAAGAAUUCAAAAUCUAAUGGGGUAUUGCAUGUUUCAAUUCAGAGGCUGCAAGAAAAUGUCGAGCAAAGUGAGGUGAUGGAAGGUGAAGAUGCAAAUGUAAAAUCCCAGAGCAGAACAUUGAACACCCUAUUAAGCAAUAGUAACAUAGAUGAGGGUAUUGAUAAUCAUUCCAGCGAAGAUGGACCACUUAUUAAUGGUGCCCACACUGCUGAUUUAAAUGUCAAUGACAGAACUUCUAGUGGAUCUGACAUUACAAUGUCAAGUUCUGAAAGUAGCUCUGGGCUCAAUACCCCACGAGAACUUGGAUUGAGAAACAACAUGCUACAGGACCCUAUUAGCUUUCUAUCGUCUCAAACCCAGACUUCAGCAGCUCACCUGUCAAAAGCAAAUGCUUCUGCAGCAAACUAUGGAGAGCAUCGGCAACAGCAAUGGGAGUUAUCAGCAGAUUCUGAUCAUGGGACAAGUACUGAUGACUCGACAAACAGUUCUCAAGGCAACCUUACAAGAGAGAGAUCUCAACAGGUGUCAGAUAUGGAUAUGGAAAAGCUGAAGGCUGAACUUGUUAUGUUGUCAAGACAGGCAGAUGUGUCAGAGAUGGAAAUACAAACUCUGCGAAAACAAAUUGUAAAAGAGAGCAAAAGGGGGCAGGAUCUGUCUAGAGAAAUCUUGGGAUUAAAAGGGGAGCGAGACAUGCUCAAGUCAGAGUGCGAGAAACUCAAGGCAUUUCAGAAACGCAUGGAGGAGGCAAGAAGCAAAAACAAAUCGCAGUUUGAAGGUGGCGAUCCAUGGGUGCUUCUUGAAGAAGCUCGACAAGAACUAAAUUAUGAGAAGGACCUAAAUUCCAACCUCCGGUUGCAGCUGCAGAAAACGCAGGAAUCAAAUGCUGAGUUGAUACUUGCUGUGAAAGACCUUGAUGAAAUGUUAGAGCAGAAAAGUAAGGGAACAUCUGACCUUUCCAACAAAGCAAGAUCCUAUGAGAAUGCUAUCUCAAGAAGUGAGACUGAUGAUGAUGAAGAGCAAAAGGCACUGGAAGAACUUGUUAAGGAGCAUAAGGAUGCUAAAGAAACUUAUCUGUUGGAGCAAAAGAUUAUGGACCUCUGCAGUGAAAUAGAAAUCUACAGGAGAGAUAGAGAUGAGCUGGAGAUGCAAAUGGAGCAGCUUGCACUUGAUUAUGAGAUAUUGAAGCAGGAGAACCAUGACAUGUCAUAUAAAUUAGAACAAAGUCAGCUGCAAGAACAGCUGAAGAUGCAGUAUGAAUGCUCCCCUUUGUUUCCCAACAUUAACGAACAAGAAGCUCAGAUUGAGAGCUUAGAAAAUGAACUGAAGAUGCAGUCAGAGGAAAACUCUGAUUCUUUGGCCACCAUUAAGGAACUAGAAACCCAUAUCAAGAGCUUGGAGGAAGAAUUGGAAAAGCAGGCCCAAGAGUUUGAAGCUGAUCUGGAGGCUGUAACACGUGCAAGAGUUGAGCAGGAGCAGAGAGCCAUUCAAGCAGAGGAAGCCUUGCGAAAGACAAGAUUGAAAAAUGCUACUGCAGCUGAGAAGCUGCAGGAAGAAUUUAGAAGGCUGUCCAUGCAAAUGGCAUCGACUUUUGACGCAAACGAGAAGGUAGCUAUGAAAGCGCUCGCAGAAUCUAGUGAACUACGAAUGCAGAAAGUUCAACUGGAAGAAAUGCUUCAGAAAGCUAAUGAGGAGCUCCAAUCAAUUACGGAUGGUUAUGAGUCAAAACUGCAUGAUCUUUCCAACCAACUGAAUUUGAAAAUGCAUCAGAUAGAACAGAUGAUGAUGGAAAUUGAGGAUAAAUCCAGACGGCUUGAACAGCUAAAGAAGCUGGAUGAAGAACGUGGCGGGGCUUUAUCCCAGCAAAUCCAAGGCUUAAAAACUGAGCUUGAAAUGCUCGCAAUAGAAAACAAUAACCUUUUGAAGCAAGCAGAACAUAAAGAAAGUAUGAGUUUAGAGCUGGAACAAAUAAAGACAUCAAUUAAGCACACUGAAGCACUGGUACAAAAGGGAGAUACGGAACGGGAUGAACUGGUGGGUACAAUUUCUUUGUUGAAGAAGGAAGCGGAGAAGUCGCUGGUGGAGUUAAAUAGGAUGAGAUGUCUCAAGGAUGAGAAGGAAGCAGCAAUGAAUGUCUUGCAAUCAGAGGUGGGAAUGCUUAAAGCUCAGUGUGAUAACUUGAAACAUUCUGUGUUUGAGGAUGAGUUGGAAAAGGAAAAACUUAGAAAGCAGUUAGUCCAAUUAAAGAGUGAGCUGAAGAAGAAGGAAGAUGCUUUGAACAGCAUGGAGAAGAAAAUCAAGGAAAGCAGCAAACGGGCAGCAGUUUCUGAAGGAACAAAGACUAAUCUGAGAAACAACAAGUCUGCUCCAGUUCCUUAUGGCUCUAAAGAGGUGGCAAAUCUGAGGGAGAAAAUAAAAUUGCUUGAGGGACAAAUUAAGUUAAAGGAGACUGCUUUAGAAGCCUCUGAAAGCUCGUUUGCAGAGAAGGAAAGGGAUCUUCAAAACAAAAUUGAAGAGUUGGUUAGCAGAUUGGAAGAACUCAACCAGAAUAGUGCAAUUUUCUGCUAUAACCAACCUCAAAAGUCAUCUGAAGACGACAUUGGAGUUAAUUCAAUUGGUGAUAUAGCUGAAGAUUUUGGAAACACGGAUGAAAAUCCAAGCAGUUCAUAUGGGACGUGCAAAGAAAAUGGGAAUUCGAGAUUGUUAAUCAAGAGCGAUCAUUCCACUGCAUCAGAGCAAGAACCAAAAGCCUCCUGUAUCAAUAACACAGACCACAAUGCUGAUAAGUUGUUGAGUGAACUAGUGACAUUGAAGGAGAGAAACAAAACGAUGGAAAAUGAACUGAAGGAGAUGCAAGAGAGAUAUUCGGAAAUAAGUCUCAAGUUUGCAGAGGUAGAAGGAGAAAGACAACAGCUUGUGAUGACACUACGGAAUCUUAAGAAUGCCAGAAAGAGCUAAUAUUUUUUUCUUGAUAUUAUCUUAUACAGAACCUAUAUAUACUGUGUAUAGUUGUGCGGUAGGAUGUGCUGCAAGGAGAAUGUAGUGUUGUUUCCUUUGGAAGAAUGAAUAAUCAAUCUGUACAAAGUAAUACGAAAGUACAAAAAAAUCCCGAGUGUAGGGAAGCCAUUUUUAAUUAGGUGUCCAGAUGAUUUUGUUCUUUUUUGUAAUUUUCUGAAAGCUUGUCAUGUUGUUGUGACGUUUGUUCAUUAAUAUAUUCUUUUCAUUGUUCCCUUGGUGA
Messenger RNA from Populus nigra (black poplar), 3966 nucleotides. RefSeq lists its product as uncharacterized. The record is from RefSeq and is a predicted model, not a curated record. The transcript is spliced from 9 exons. NCBI's taxonomy places the organism in Eukaryota, Viridiplantae, Streptophyta, Magnoliopsida, Malpighiales, Salicaceae. Bases 360 to 3686 code for a protein of 1108 amino acids.